AGCGAACAUGAAAACUAAAAAGUUGAUUCUUUUAAUUUUUCCUAGAAAGUAAUUGAGAAUGCUUCGAAGAGCUGUUGAUCGGUGGAAACAAUACCGAUAUCGAUUUGUUCCGUGGAUUGCCCUCAAUCUGAAGAACAGAAAAGUUCGAUCUGUGCAAAAAUCAGAUUCGGAUCAGGUGAUCAGUGAUGACGAAGCAACUGCACAACUUCUACACUUCUUGGACGCUCUAGAAAGCGAUGAAUCUCGGACUCCGAGUCCAGCUAUUGAUGAUAAGUUCAACCCUGGACUCAACCCCUGCUCAAAAUGUGGUGCUAUAGAUAAGCAAUAUACUGGGAAAAAGGAGCAGGAAAAUGAUACAGAUGAUUCAGUAGGUGCUCUUAGAUACUCGACCAUAACUCAAUCAAAUUCGUUCUCAAAAUCACUUGACGUUCGAUGGGAAAAUGCUGAGGAAAUGCAUAGAAAAAACUUGAGUAUGGAUCAUGCUGUUGUUGCGAGGAGGAAUCUUGAUAUUAUGUACGAUGAAUUAGGAUUUGUGAUUGAAAAGAGGAAGAGUGACAUCGUAGGUGGAGGAUGUGGUGUGAAGGUCACACGUGGACCGGUGCCAAAACAUCGGAUUAUUGCUCUGUACCCUGGGACUCUGUAUUAUCCAUCCGAGCCGAUUUUCUUCCAAUCUCUUGGGAAUCCAUUCAUUUUUCGCUGCAUCGACCAAAUCUUGAUCGACGGAAAUGAUCAGGGUGUCUCCAAAGUUAUCUACAGGUCUUGUUCUAACCGUGACAGAAUUGGCCCGUACAUGUUGUGCGACCACACCUGGCUGACCGAAAAUACGAUUAAUCCAAUGGCCGUCGGUCAAUAUGUCAACAACCAAACAUCAGGGCGCCCCGCAAAUGUAGCCUACCAAGAGUUUGAUGUCCCCCACGAUUUCCCGUUUGGUUUGAGAAAGUACAUCCCCAAUAUUUACUACAAUCCGUCCACUCCAGACAAACCUCACAGGACAACGAGAACUGUGUUAUUGGUGUCAUUGCGGGACAUCGAGGAAGGAGAGGAAUUGUUUUCAACUUACUACACGGUCGUUCAACGUUAGUUGUUCUAUUCCAAACCACCAUGGACAACUUGUACCUUCAGUUGCUGAAGGGGACUGCAAACCACAAACUUUUUGCAACUGUUUAUUUUUGCGAGUUCUGAAAAUUUCUGAAAAUGCUUUUCUGAAAAUGCUUUAAAUGUCUGUGGAUUUGGUAUUUCUUUCAUAUGUGACCCGCCAUGACGAAACAAGUCGCAUGUCGCUCCGAGCUUGACAGGUUGAGACGGACUGGUUGUUCAUUUCACUGUUGUCUGCCUUUUGUGACAUCUGAGUACAUCAAUUUCUUCUAUUAUGUCCUGGUGUCAUUUUAGGCUCAUCUUCUGCCCGACAUGCGACUCAUUUUGUCGUGGUGGGUCACAUAUUUCUAAUAAAAGAAUUACAUCACGACUCCACCUCGGGGCAAAAUGCACAAUGAAUAAAAAUGUUGCUCCCCUGAAAAGUGCUAGAAGUUGGUUCCAAUAGCAUAAUAUGCUUGUUUGUUUAUAUUUGUUACAACAGUUUGUGUUGAGAAUGAUUAUGGUGAUAUAUGUGACCCGCUCUACCAAAACUAGGCGCUUGUCGCAUCUGAACUUGACAGGUUGAUACGGACUUGUUG
Messenger RNA from Lineus longissimus, 1673 nucleotides. RefSeq names its product SET domain-containing protein 9-like. The record is from RefSeq and is a predicted model, not a curated record. The transcript is spliced from 6 exons. Bases 59 to 1081 code for a protein of 340 amino acids. Lineage: Eukaryota; Metazoa; Nemertea; Pilidiophora; Heteronemertea; Lineidae.